AUGGCAGUCCCUUCAUUUUCUCCGGAAGAGGCAAACAUCAUCGCAAAAAUUAUUCCUCGAGACGCCGAGUCUCUCGGUGCGGAAGCUGCUGUGGAAGCUUUUGAACCAGCUCGAUUAUCACCAAAGAUUCUAGCGAGAGUAUGGGAUAUUGCCGAUGAAGGAGCAAAGGGUCAUCUUUCACGAAUUGAGGUCGGAGUGGCUGCCCGUCUUAUUGGCUGGGCACAACGGGGCUUUGCCGUGCAAGCUGGUUUAGCACAUCGACCUGGUCCAUUAGCAAUUCUGCAUGACGAGGUCGAUGCUACGGGGUCCGAGGUGGCGUCUCCCCCAAAUCUACCGUUGCUUUCGUCAGAGGACAAGGCUCGAUACAAGGUUAUAUUCAAACAGGGUGAGCCCGAAAAUGACAUUCUUGAUGGUGUCAAAGUGUGGGAUAUCAUACUCAAGUCGAGGCUUUCUAUGGACACUCUGACCAAAAUAUGGGAUCUUAUUGACGUUCGACGAUGUGGGGCGCUCAACAUUACAGAAUUCAACCUCGUUAUGUAUCUCAUUCACGGAUUGUUGGACAGCCGCUUUGCAGUUGUACCCGCAUCGCUUCCUUCCCACAUCCUUGAGCUGGCUGAACCAGAUAAAGAUGUCUCCCUUUCGCCCCAAAGUGAUGCCGCGUCCGUCACCGCCACACAGGCGGAUGCUGUCCAAGGCAAACCCAGCCUGAGAAAUGCUUUCACGAGUGAUUUCCACUUCAUUCGGGGUAGUGCUAGUUUAGAAACAUGGCAUCUCCCUGAUAUAGUCAGAGAGUACUCUGACUUCUACUUUGAUGAAUUGAAUCCGCAACGCAAGGAAUAUAUUGAAGGAGACCAGGUUGUGCCAUUUCUACUGCUCUCGAAGCUGCCUCCAACUGAUUUAGCGCAUAUCUGGAACCUGAUUGACCCUACUUCCAAGGGACACCUCACUCGUGGUGACUUUGCACGGGUCAUUUUUUUUGUCUACAGACAGCUGGCAGGCUUCGACAUACCCAUGACCCUCCCCUCCUCGUCUAGAAUCUCUUCCAUAAUUAACCCUUUUGAUAGUCCGAUACCUACUCUAACAAGAUCCGGUGUCAAGAGGUCGCCACUUUCAUUUCCGGAAGACAAACCAUUAUCUCCUAUGAGCGAUUUUUCACACGAAGUUGAAAGUCUGCAGCAGCAGUUAGCAUCUUUGACACAGGUUCAAUUGACCGAGCGAAGCGCGUUGCACUCCCAAAUCCAUGAGUUACAGCUCCUCAAAGAUGACUUGUUGGACGAGAACAGGAAACUACGACUCUCGCUACGAGCCAAAGACGACUCGUUGAAGCGGUCGGUGACGUACUACACAGACAGGGUAUAUGCUUCAAACGUCGAGAACACGAAUCUCCAGGAGAAAAUUGAGCUUAUGGAAGGUAUAAUAUCGCAGCUGGAGGAUUCGCACCAAUCAGCUUUGGAGGAUCUCACACAAACAAAUCAAUUUCUUCAUACGGAAGUUGACAGACUUUCUGAUCAGCUGGAGGCUGCCAAUGCCGAGCAGACUGUGCAGAGGAUGGUCAACGAGGAGCUUUCCGAUGAGCUUGACCGUCUUCGUGUACAGAUACGCGAAUUGCGAGAGUCGACAACACUAUUACCACAGUCCGGCGGCGACGAGGAGCUACAGGCGAUGAUAAACGAAGAUCUAGCCAAGGAAAAUGCGACGUUACGGGGGCAAGUACAGGAACUGGGACAGACAUUGCAAGAACUCCAAACAGCGAAUUCUGAGACUCAGGAUGGGGAGUUGCGGAGAGAGCUGGAAGGGUUACGGGCUGAUAAUCAUCGCUUGAGUCGGAUGCCUGUCACGGAGGAAGCGCCGCCUGCGUAUGAUGACAUUUAG
This is a messenger RNA of Desarmillaria tabescens, 1872 nucleotides long. RefSeq lists its product as uncharacterized. The record is from RefSeq and is a predicted model, not a curated record. Gene Ontology annotation, cellular component: plasma membrane; cytoplasm. The transcript has 7 exons. Bases 1 to 1872 code for a protein of 623 amino acids. NCBI's taxonomy places the organism in Eukaryota, Fungi, Basidiomycota, Agaricomycetes, Agaricales, Physalacriaceae. Gene Ontology annotation, molecular function: protein binding. Gene Ontology annotation, biological process: endosomal transport; endocytosis.